Coccinella septempunctata (seven-spotted ladybird) is the source of this 2478-nucleotide messenger RNA. RefSeq names its product pituitary homeobox homolog Ptx1 (gene Ptx1). The record is from RefSeq and is a predicted model, not a curated record. The transcript has 6 exons. The coding region runs from base 431 to 1681 and encodes 416 amino acids. Gene Ontology annotation, cellular component: nucleus. Gene Ontology annotation, biological process: anatomical structure morphogenesis; regulation of transcription by RNA polymerase II. Lineage: Eukaryota; Metazoa; Arthropoda; Insecta; Coleoptera; Coccinellidae. Gene Ontology annotation, molecular function: RNA polymerase II cis-regulatory region sequence-specific DNA binding; DNA-binding transcription factor activity, RNA polymerase II-specific.
UGAUAUAUAGAGUAGACGACUUAUGGUUAAACCGCGCUGGGAAGUGGCCCAGAUUAUAGAGACUUUGUCGUAUCAAGUCGUGCAGCGCUUUAACCGAUAUCAGCGACCCGAUUAAGCGCUUAAGACUUUUUAAUACUUUCGCAGACCGAUCUGGCGUCUGGCCGUCUUCCGCGCUGAUUUGUAAGAUAUUAACGAGAUUAGUGGUCGCGGCGUCGGGCAGUUUUUGUAUGACGGAUUUGUGCCGGAUCAAUCGGUGGAUUCAGUUUGUUUGUAAGGAUUGCCGAAGGUUUCUGUGACUGUGAUAAAUUCUGUGAUCUCGGACUGCGUUCCAGGAGGAUUUUUGUGACAGAUGGUAUGAAGCAACAAGCUAAUUCCAUAUCUUAAGCGUCAAACCUCGAGAAGCUCCUAACUUCACAUCUUUGACACAAUAAUGGAGCGUAUGGAAUCCUUAUCCGAUUCGGCCCUGUGUCUGCAAGACCUUGUCAGUGGCGUAACAACGAGCACAUCAUCCGAUCUCCACCACAGUAGCGUUCAUCACCUUCACGAUUCUGUCAGUUCAGCAGUGUCUGUUAAUUCUGCCCUUUCGGGAAUAAUGUCCGGAGGUACCUCUGUGCUGGGUCAUCACCUGGAUUCUCCCCAUCACCACGGAGUGGUACCCCACACGCCGUCCCUGCACUCGCACGAGCCCUUGGAGAAGCUGAAACGUGUAUGGGCGGAAACCGGGGAUUUCAGAGAUGCACACUCUGGGGGUAUGUCAGGAAGUACAGGAUCUAAUUCUUUAGAUCAUCCCCAGUUACCUUUCAGUACUGCGUCAGCAAGAAGCAGGACGCGAGAUAGAAAAGUCAGCCGUUCCCUGUCAGAUCCCAUAAAGACGGAAUCUGGGGUUGGAGUGGAAAACUCCGACGGCUGUGCCGGUAACGAAGGCGAAGCCGGAAAGAACGACAAAAAGAGCAAACGGCAACGUCGUCAAAGAACUCAUUUCACCUCCCAACAAUUGCAAGAACUGGAGGCCACCUUCGCCAGGAACAGAUAUCCAGACAUGAGCACGAGGGAGGAAAUUGCCAUGUGGACGAACCUUACCGAGGCUAGAGUCAGGGUGUGGUUCAAGAAUAGGCGUGCAAAAUGGCGGAAACGCGAACGCAACGCCAUGAACGCGAUGAACGCAGCCGCAGAGUUCAAGACUGCCGGUUUUGGCAGCCAGUUCAACGGCCUGAUGCCGACCUUCGGUGAUACCGAUAUUUACUCGUCCUACAGCUACAACAACUGGGCGACCAAGGUUCCAAGUCCCCUUGGCACCAAACCUUUCUGGCCCGUGGUUCCCACCAACCACCAUCAGUCUACUGUCAAUUGCUUCAACGCAGCCACUUCUGUGGCCGCCUCAAUGUCUGGAGCCGCAGGUUCGAUGCUUCCUGGAGGCAUGGGAGGAUCCCCUGCAUCCGUAUCUGGCCAACCCUGUCCCUACACCACCCCAACAACCCCCUACUCGAUGUACCACCAUAGAGCUGCCACCGAACCUUGCUCCGCCAUGUCAUCAAGCAUAGCGUCGUUAAGGCUCAAGGCCAAGCAACACACAGGCUUCGUGGGAUACUCGAGCGUCAGUCCUGUUCGAUCAAGUUCGAGCGGAUUAUCCGCAUGCCAGUACGCGUCCGGCGGUAUCGGAGUGGGGGAAAGACCCGGCUGAGAUCAGGCCGAGGCCCUCGCGGUCCACAUGAAACAGGAGAACCAGGACGAUUGAUCGUUUCUGGAUUGUGGAGAUCGUUAUUGGUGAUACGGUACAAUCGCGCGGUGCGAGAUGUGGAUUUGAACUGAACCGUUGUAAACGUGAAUUGUUGUUCCGUUUUGUUAGAUAGUGAGAUUAAUACUCAAUGGAGAAAUGUGGACGAAAUGGUGGAUUGUUUAUGGUAUUGGUUUUUAUAAAUACUGAUUCGAGUACCCUUGUAUGAUUGGAGAUUUUUUUUUGUUAUUAUUUUAUAGUUUUUCACUUGAAACACCCGUCGGAAAUAUCUUUAAAGCAUCGAGAUCGAUGAAUGUGCAGGUGUUCGAAGAAUGAGGGGUUAUUUGCUUUCUCAAAACGGCGUUUUGGUUAGGUCUAGCAAUAAAUAGUUGUUAAUUCGGUAGAUGAUGGAAUAAAUCGUGUUCUGUUCAGUUUUCGAUCAUUUAAUGAUGAAUGGGUAAUUGAACAGUUUCGGGUACUCCCAGAUUGAAAACCACUUAAGAUUCCAAAUGAAGAAUGUGCCUACAAGUCUUGAAUAUCAUACCGCAACAGCAAAUAUUGCAAUUUAUAUAUCUACUUUACUAGGUAAUAAUUUAGUGACAGAUGGACCUCAAGCACUGUUUGAAUUAGGUCGUUCGACAAUUAUUUUUUAGAAAUAUUAGUUUCACAAUGAUGAUAUGUACAGGGUGGGCAAAUUUCGAUGUUUUAGCACUACAGCUUUCAAACCAGUGGAGAUAGACAAAAUCUGAUACCCCAUUCUCGUU